Hyla sarda is the source of this 2718-nucleotide messenger RNA. It is a transcript of the gene LONRF3, whose product is annotated as LON peptidase N-terminal domain and ring finger 3. Bases 84 to 2297 code for a protein of 737 amino acids. NCBI's taxonomy places the organism in Eukaryota, Metazoa, Chordata, Amphibia, Anura, Hylidae. The transcript has 12 exons. Gene Ontology annotation, molecular function: metal ion binding; protein binding. The record is from RefSeq and is a predicted model, not a curated record.
GGAAGAAUUCUUAUUAGCCGUAUUGCAGGAAUGAAGCAACUCAAGAGCCCGGGGGUGAAGUGAGAGUCGCAGCAGGGGGCAACAUGGGCACCCAGCAGGGAGACAGUGCCAGCCUGAUGCUGGAGUUUGCCGCCCAAGCCUUCCAAGCGAAGAACUUCCAGCUGGCAUGUGAGAUCUAUGAGAGGCAGCUGCAGGAGCAGCAGUCCGGGGUGGUGGACUGGGGGCUGCUGCUCAGGAGGGCAGACUGCCUGGCAUACACUGGUAAACUGCAGGAUGCCUUUCACUUGUACCAGGAAGCUGCUGCCCAGAAGAAGCUGCGUGUGGAACAGCUGGAGACACUGGUAUCCUGCCUGGCAGAUCAGCUGAGGGAAAGAGAAUCGCUGCCCCUGUGCCCACAGUGGGGGAUCCUGACCUGUAAGGAGUGCCAGGGCUUUCUCUACGAGCCUGUGACUCUGCCAUGUGGGCACACCUACUGUAAGAAGUGCCUGGAGAACCAGAGAAGUAGGAGCCAGUGUAAAAUGUGCAGCAGGGUGGCCCAGGAGGGCACAGAGCAUCCCCAUAGAGUCAAUGUGCUCCUCAGUAACAUCAUAGCAAAGUGGUUUUCCUGUGAGGUCCAGGCUGCCAAGCUCAGGCAUGAGGGCAAUGCCCUGCUCGGUGCCAGCAAGUUCCAAGAUGCACUGGAGAAAUACAAUGAAGCAAUCUCCUUAGUUUCACUUGACCAUUUACUGUAUAGCAACCGUUCUGUGAUUCACCUCAAUCUAAAAUCCUAUGAACUGGCACUAAAUGAUGCUGAAAUUGCUUGCAAGCUGCAGCCAUAUUGGUUAAAAGGGCAUCUGAGGAAAGCACAAGCUCUGGUAAAUCUGGGAAAAACUGAAGAUGCUUUAAAAGAAUUCCUUUACUGUCUCGUACUUGACUCUGGGAAUAAGACCGCAACAUCAGAAGCUCAGAAGCUGUUGCUAAACAUUUUAAGUCCUGGACACAGUCAGGAAGACUUGCCAGAUAUCCUGCAAAUAAUGCCUCAUCCCUCAAGGGUAAAGGGAAGUCCUCUGAAUUCAGUAGGCUCCUCAGACUACGGCUGUAACACACAGAGAUUAUAUAGGAUUAAUAUGGAAUAUAAAAAAUCCCUAAAGGCUCCGGAAGAAGUUAACCCAGCUGGGUGUAAAGCUCCGUGGAAGUUCAUGCAGACUAAAGAAAAUAAAACUGAUGUGGAGGGUCAGAAGACCUCAUCGGAGGAGAAAUCCCUAAUAUUGCCUCUGAGAUGUAAGACUAUCAAGAGGAAACUGUCUUCGGAUGAUGCAAGUGAUGGUAGAAUGAUGGAAAGGCCAUGCAAGUUCCCAAAAAGAGAUGUAUCUGCAAAUAGUGGAGACCAAGAUGUAUCUGUCUCUUCAUGUGUGGACCCAUCGGAUCUGGACUGUUCUCUCUGUAUAAGGUUGCUAUAUGAACCAGUUACUACCCCCUGUGGACACACAUAUUGCCUCAAGUGUCUUGAGCGAUGCCUUGACCACAACCCCAAGUGUCCAUUGUGCAAAGAAGACCUAUGUGAGUACCUGGCCAUGAGAAAUUUUUGUAAAACAGACCUGACGGAAGAGCUCAUCGCCAAAUACUUUCCUGAGGAACUCAAAGAGAGGAAGAUGGUCUAUGAAGAGGAAAUAGCAGAACUUUCUAACUUGAACACAAAUGUACCGAUCUUUGUGUGCACAAUGGCAUACCCUACAGUUCCAUGCCCGCUACACAUAUUUGAACCUUGUUAUCGCCUGAUGAUUCGAAGAUGCAUGGAAACUGGUACCAAGCAGUUUGGCAUGUGUAUUGGAGACUCUGUUAAAGGGUUUGCAGAUUAUGGCUGCAUUUUGGAGAUCAGGAAUGUAGAGUUCUUUGCUGAUGGCCGUUCUGUAGUAGAUAGUAUUGGAAAAAGGAGAUUUAAGGUCAUUCGACACAGUCAGCGGGAUGGUUAUAACACAGCCGAUAUAGAGUAUAUUGAGGAUGAAAAAGUUCAGGAAGAACAUUAUGCAGAAUUGCUUGGAUUGCAUGAUUCUGUAUAUGAUCAAGCUUAUACUUGGUUUACUAAACUGAAACCAGCACUAAAAAAUCGUAUUUUAAGUCAUUUUGGACCCAUGCCUGCUAAAGAAACUGAAUUACAGGUAAACCCUAAUGGUCCUGCAUGGUGCUGGUGGAUUCUAGCAGUUCUUCCUCUGGAGAGCAGGGCACAGCUUCCUUUUCUCGCUAUGACAUCCCUAAAGGAUCGCUUAACCAGCAUCCGGCGUGUCCUUCUAUUUAUGUGUCGUACACGAACACAAUAAUGCCAUUGUACCUACCUACAUUCCAUGAAGUGCAUACGUAUUGUAUGUGCCAGAAAUCUAUGUCACAUUACAGAAGACUUUCAGCCCUCAGAUUUAAUUUAUUUGCAAUUUUUUUUUCCAACUGAUGAAUGAGAUCGGUGCAAAACCUGGACAUCUUUUUUUAUCAAAUGCAGUAUACAGAUAUUUUCUUUAAAACUCCAAAUUUUGAUAAAGUUUUGUUAUACAAAAGGAGUUUUUACAGAGAUGUACAGAUUUGUGGUCAUCAUGAUGCUUAAUAAUUUAUUUUUUCAUUACCAUUCCUCCUGCUUGAUGUGCGAAAUUCACAGUGAAACAAAAAAACUGAAAAAUGUUGUUACCUUUAUUUAUUUCCUGUUAUCGGAAUUUUGUUAUUAAUUAAAAAAAGAACAAUAAUUUUAGAAAC